CGGAUCAAACCAAUGGCGGCGCGGGGGGGAGGCGCGGCCUGGGCCCUUUUAAGGCUGCUCCGGGCGGGGGAGACCCGAGCGGAGCGCGGAGAUGUCGGCGAGUCACGACAGCCGAUCUCGCGAGAGCGGCCCCGAGGGGAUGGAGCCGGACGGGGUCAUCGAGAGUAACUGGCACGAGGUGGUGGACAGCUUUGACGAGAUGAACCUGUCGGAGGCGCUGCUGCGCGGGAUCUACGCCUACGGCUUCGAGAAACCCUCGGCCAUCCAGCAGAGAGCCAUCCUGCCCUGUAUCAAAGGCUAUGACGUCAUCGCGCAGGCGCAGUCGGGCACAGGUAAAACCGCCACCUUCGCCAUCUCCAUCCUGCAGCAGGUGGAGCUGGAGCUCAAGGCCACGCAGGCGCUGGUGCUGGCCCCCACCCGCGAGCUCGCCCAGCAGAUCCAGAAGGUGGUGAUGGCCCUCGGGGACUACAUGGGGGCCUCGUGCCACGCCUGCAUCGGCGGCACCAACGUCCGGGCCGAGGUGCAGAAGCUGCAGCUGGAGGCGCCGCACGUGGUGGUGGGCACGCCGGGCCGCGUCUUCGACAUGCUCAACCGCCGAUAUCUCUCCCCAAAAUUCAUCAAGAUGUUCGUGCUGGACGAGGCCGACGAGAUGCUGAGCCGCGGCUUCAAGGAUCAGAUCUACGACAUCUUCCAGAAGCUGAGCGGGAACACGCAGGUGGUUCUGCUGUCGGCCACGAUGCCCCUGGACGUGCUGGAGGUGACCAAGAAGUUCAUGCGGGACCCGAUCCGGAUCCUGGUCAAGAAGGAGGAGCUGACGCUGGAGGGGAUCCGCCAGUUCUACAUCAACGUCGAGAGGGAGGAGUGGAAGCUGGACACGCUGUGUGACCUGUACGAGACGCUGACCAUCACGCAGGCCGUCAUCUUCAUCAACACGCGCCGCAAGGUGGACUGGCUCACCGAGAAGAUGCACGCGAGAGAUUUCACCGUGUCCGCCAUGCACGGGGACAUGGACCAGAAGGAGCGUGACGUCAUCAUGAGGGAGUUCCGGUCGGGCUCCAGCCGGGUGCUGAUCACCACCGACCUGCUGGCCCGCGGCAUCGACGUCCAGCAGGUGUCGCUGGUGAUCAACUACGACCUGCCCACCAACCGCGAGAACUACAUCCACCGGAUCGGCCGCGGGGGCCGUUUCGGCCGCAAGGGCGUGGCCAUCAACAUGGUGACCGAGGAGGACAAACGGACCCUGAGGGACAUCGAGACCUUCUACAACACGGCCAUCGAGGAGAUGCCGCUCAACGUCGCCGACCUCAUUUGAAUCCCACUGCCCCGCCCACCAGGCCCCUCCCCCAGCCCAAACCCCGCCCCCUUCCCCCUUUUUUCCCUCCAAUUUUCCUUUUUUUUUCAAAUUUUUUUUGGUAAUUUUUUCCAUUUUUUUCCUCAUUUUUAUUUAACUUUUUUCCUGAUUUUUCCCCAUUUUUUUCUGAUUUCUUUCCCUUUUUUUCUGUUUUUUAAAAUAUUUUUUUCUGAUUUUUCCUGAAUUUUUACUCAAUUUUUUUCCCCUUUUUCUUUUGAUUUUUUUCCACUUCCUCUCAGAUUUUUUCCAUUUUUUCCCUGUUUUACCCCCAUUUCCCCCCAUUUUUUAUUCAAAUUUUUUCCCCAUUUCCUUCUAAAUUCUUCCUCAUUUUUUUCCCCAUUUUUCUAAAUUUUUUUCUAAUUUUUUCCUAUUUUUUCCCCAUUUUUCCUGAUUUUUCCUAAAUUUUUUUCCUCAAUUUUUCCUCAAUUUUCCCCUUUAUCUCUAAAUUUUUUCCCAUUUUUUCUCUUUCAUUUUUUCCUCUUUCUCCCCUGUUUUUUCCAGUAAUUUUCUGAUUUUUUCAGAAUUUUUCCGUUAUUUCCUGAUUUUUUUUUUCCAUUUUUGCCGAUUUUUUCCCCAUAUUUUUUUCUCUUUCCCCCCAAUUUUUUCUGAUUUUUUUCCAAGUUUUUUCUAAAUUUUUUUCCUUUUUUCCCCAACAUUUUUUCCCUUUUCUCCCAGAUUUUUUCCCCUUUUUCCCUGAUUUUUCCCCAUUUUUUAAAGGUCAUUUUUACAGAUUUUUAAAAACUGGUGCUUCCCCCUCUGCCCCUCCCCCACCCCUUUUCUCCCUUUUUUUUCUGCAUUUUUUAAAACCAAUUUCCCCUUUUUUAGGGUCAUUUUUACAAAUUUCGGGGCUGCUUUUAACCCAAUUUCCCCCUUUUUUUCCCCAAAUUUUCCCUUUUUCACUUCUGAUUUUCCCCUUCCCCUCCCUCCUUGUUUUCCCAUUUCCCCAAUUUUUAAAUCCCAUUUUUUCCUAAAUUCCCCCAAAUUUUUGGGGGGUUUUUUAAAUCCCAUUUUCCCCCUUUUUAGGUCAAUUUUAAUUUUUUUUCCCCCAAAAUCGUCACUUUUAAGGGGCCCCUCCCCCACCUCAUUUUCCCCCCAAUUUUUUUAAGGUCAAAAAGUCACUUUUUGGGGAGUUGGGGGGAAUCCCCUCCCCCACCCAUUUUUUCCCCUUUUUUGGGAUUUUUUUUGGGAUGAUUUUUAUUUUUUGGGAUUUUUUUGGAUUUUUUUGUGAAUUUUUUUGGGGGUUUUUUGGGAUUUUUUGGGACUUUUUUUUUUGGAUAAACGUCGCUUUUUGGGGGUCUCCCUCCCUGCCCCUCCCCCACCCCCCUUUUGUAACGUUUAUUUAUUCGAAUAAAAAGCGAUUUUGGGACAAAAAAA
Molecule: messenger RNA, 2725 nt
Organism: Haemorhous mexicanus (house finch)
Lineage: Eukaryota; Metazoa; Chordata; Aves; Passeriformes; Fringillidae
Gene: EIF4A1
Product: eukaryotic translation initiation factor 4A1
Exons: 12
Coding region: 92-1312 (406 amino acids)
Biological process (GO): cytoplasmic translational initiation
Cellular component (GO): cytoplasmic stress granule
Molecular function (GO): RNA helicase activity; translation initiation factor activity; RNA binding
Source: RefSeq, a predicted model, not a curated record